AUGAGUGCAAAGGAGGAGCGGCCGACCCUUGCUGGUGUGAAUGUGAAGACACGCAAGCGGAACAUCGUCGUUCCCAGCGACCCCGGCUCCUUUGCGGAUGCCAUAGUUCAGAUCUUCGCGGACGCCGCUGACGAGGGAGUCUCCAUCGACAAGAAUCUCGACGCAGGGGUGAAGGCCCUCGACUCGGCGGACCUCGACUUCAGCCGCUAUGCAGACACCUUGUUUGAGGUGCUGUUCGCCGGCGGCCGCCUGGCCACCGGCGGCAACCUGGCCGACGACCAGAAGGAGCGCCUCGCGACCAACGUGCUGGCGUGCGAGCCCAACCCGGACGCGAUCGCGCCGUUUGUGAAGGUGUUCCAGUCCCUCAUCAGGCGCCGCCCCUUCCUGGUCAAGGGCCUGGAGGCGACCCUGAACAAGUUCAUCCUGUCGUUGGAGUUUUACACCGAGGAGGGCCGCAAGAAGAUCGCCACCAGUGAGGACAAGGGCGCUGGUGCUGACGUGGCGUGA
Monoraphidium neglectum is the source of this 507-nucleotide messenger RNA. RefSeq names its product Basic leucine zipper and W2 domain-containing protein 1. NCBI's taxonomy places the organism in Eukaryota, Viridiplantae, Chlorophyta, Chlorophyceae, Sphaeropleales, Selenastraceae. The coding region runs from base 1 to 507 and encodes 168 amino acids. The record is from RefSeq and is a predicted model, not a curated record. The transcript is spliced from 5 exons. Gene Ontology annotation, cellular component: membrane; cytoplasm.